CCCGGCGCCUCCGGGCGGCCCCUGCUGGGCCCCGCCGCGGUGCCGCUCGGUGACCGCCUCCUGCGCGGCCCCGCCGCCGGGCCCCCGGCCGGGCCGGAGCUCCCCGCGGUGCCCGAGGCCAACGGGGUGCUGCGAGGCUGCGAGCCGGGGAGCGCCGGGGGCAAGGGGGGAGCCGGAGCCAUCGCCGCCGCCAUCAACAUCAACGCCUCGACCUCCAAGUUCCUAAUGAAUGUUAUAACAAUUGAAGACUAUAGGAGCACAUAUUGGCCAAAGUUGGACAGUGCCAUAGAUCAGCUUUUAACUCAGAGUCCUGGUGACUACAUCCCUAUCUCCUAUGAACAAAUAUACAGUUGUGUGUAUAAGUGUGUAUGCCAGCAGCAUUCGGAACAGAUGUAUAGUGACCUAAUAAAAAAGAUAACUAACCACUUAGAGAGAGUCUCAAAGGAGCUGCAGGCCAGCCCUCCAGAUCUCUAUAUUGAAAGAUUUAACGUAGCUCUUGGACAGUAUAUGGGAGCAUUGCAGAGCAUUGUGCCUCUUUUCAUAUAUAUGAAUAAAUUUUACAUAGAAACCAAGCUUAACAGAGACUUAAAAGAUGACCUUAUAAAGCUGUUUACGGAACAUGUUGCAGAAAAGCACAUUUACAACCUAAUGCCUUUACUUUUGGAAGCUCAGUCAACGCCGUUUCAAAUAACUCCUUCAACCAUGGCAAAUAUUGUGAAAGGCCUGUAUACACUACGACCAGAAUGGGUACAGAUGGCACCAGCUUUAUUUUCUAAAUUCAUCCCAAAUAUUCUGCCCCCUGCUGUGGAAUCUGAGCUUCAGGAAUAUGCUGCUCAAGACCAGAAGCUUCAGAGAGAGCUUAUGCAGAAUGGAUUUACUAGAGGUGACCAGUCACGCAAGAGAGCUGGAGAAGAGUUAACUUACAAUGGCUCGUCAGCUUGUGCAAGCUCCAGGGGGUACAGAUAGUGAAUAUACUGGAUCAGCUUCUAUUCCUAGCCAGAACAGACACUGGAGGAGCACAGGUGGUGUCCGGAGCUUCCUUUAGCAACUGCUGAUACGCGAGCUCUGACACGAACUAUGCCUCAAAGAAGAGUUUUGGACUUUCUUCUUUAUAUAAUAAAAUGUCAGUUGCUGCUACAAUUGGGAUGACUUUGAAAGACACGAUUCCUUGGUCUGGCCUCUCAACAAGUUCAUGUUCUGCGAUUUUUGUGAGGAAUGCACCUUGAAAAACAAUCCUUUCAAAGUGGAAAUGGGCAGCCGAAAUCAGCAGCUUCCAAAAGCGUUAGAAUGGAAGAACCUUUUUUGCACUCUUUUCUUAAUAUUAAGGACGUUCUUAAAACUAGUUAACACGUCAGUGUAUUAGUUUUUAAACUUCAAGGUAUUUUCUGGAGCUUUUACUGAAAUAAUAAGAAUAAAGUUUCGUUAUUUUGCA
Messenger RNA from Nipponia nippon (crested ibis), 1432 nucleotides. RefSeq names its product CDK2 associated cullin domain 1 (gene CACUL1). Gene Ontology annotation, molecular function: ubiquitin protein ligase binding; protein kinase binding. The record is from RefSeq and is a predicted model, not a curated record. Gene Ontology annotation, biological process: ubiquitin-dependent protein catabolic process; positive regulation of protein kinase activity; G1/S transition of mitotic cell cycle. NCBI's taxonomy places the organism in Eukaryota, Metazoa, Chordata, Aves, Pelecaniformes, Threskiornithidae.